GGAGCUUUACGAUUCAACUAUUUGAUCUUUCGAGAUCUGGAGCUAUAUAAAAGGAGCAGGAGCCGUUGGUUUUGCAGUACUCGGUUUACAGGUUAGCAUCAGCAUUUGGUUUUACUGGAUAGGACGUUGGACUAAGCUGAAAUUUGUAACAGCGCCGAUCGUCACAUGCCCACGGAUAAAUUAUAGUCCGGAACCAGUGUAUAUCUACUAUCUUCUGCUAUGAGCUUCAGCAACAAAUCAACUGCAUCCACGCAACCUUACGUGUCUCAAAAGGAAGACUCAUCAUUUUCGUCAGAAUCCGAUCUUUCGGAGCUGCGCAAAAGAGCUACCAAGUCGAAUAAGAAAUCGAUGUUCCGAUUCAGAAACAUUUUCCAGAAAGAUGAAGACAGACCCACGCCCCCUGAGGUCUAUAACUAUCGUGUUUAUGGCACGGCACUCAUGGCAUCAGCUGCUGCCAUCAUUAUUGGCUACGACGGAGGGUUUAUAGGAGGAACGGUGGCUCUAGACUCGUUCAAAGACGAGUUCGGCCUCGAUGGCCUGCCCCAUUCCAAAUUCAUUGUAUCCAACAUCAUUUCGGUAUUCCAUGCUGGCUGUUUUUUCGGUGCACUUUUCUCGUAUCCCUGCUCCUACUACUGGGGUAGACGUAUUUCCUUGAUCAUGGCUGCUUUGUUAAUCACUGUAGGCUCGGGCAUCAUGUUGGCUGCUAGUAAAUCAGUAGGCUUGGGUCCCAUUUACGCCGGCAGAGUUUUGGCAGGAAUCGCAGUUGGAUUUUCCACGAAUUUGACAGUAGUGUACAUCUCUGAAGUGGCUCCUCCAGCUAUAAGAGGCCAACUUACGAGUAGUUACGAAAUCGGCUGGAGAAUCGGUGACUUGGUUGGAUUCUGGAUAGCCUACGCUGUCGACUCACACAUCGCUCCAACUAAAAAGCAAUGGUUUAUUCCAUUUGCAGUCCAGAUGAUUCCAAGUGGUUUGUUCUUAAUUGGCAGUAUUCUCAUGAAGGAAUCCCCCAGAUGGCUCUUCCAAGUAGGCAGAUACGACGAGGCCAUAAAGAAUUUGGUGUGGUUUAGAAACUUACCUGAGGACCACGAAUAUAUUAUCUAUGAAGUCAACCAGGUCAAGGAGUCCAUCAACUAUCAGAAAGAACACGUUGGUUUAGGCAUUUGGGAUCCCUUUGUCGAAGUGUUCUUCAGAAACAGAAAGGUAUUGCAGAGAUUGUGCAUUACUUGUGGCUUAUUUUUGUUCCAAAACUUCUUGGGUAUCCAGUCCAUUAACUACUACUCGCCGAUUAUUUUCGCUGGUCUUGGUGUCAAAGGUACUAAUGCCACCUUGUUUUCUACUGGUAUGUUUGGCGUGGUCAAGUUCAUCUGUACAUUCAUCUACAUCAUAUUUAUUGUCGACACCAUCGGCAGAAGAAAAGCCUUCAUGAGCUCGUCUGCUUUGUGUUCAGUUUGUUUCUGGUACAUUGGCUCCUACUUGAAGAUUAACGAUCCUACAAAACCCGGUAACCUGGCAGGACCAGGUGGUAAAGCCGCCAUAGGAUUUAUGUAUAUUUGGAUCGCAUCGUUUAUUUUGGCUUGGUCCGGUGGACCCUUUGUUGUUGGUAGUGAAGUUUUUGAUCAAAACAUCAGAUCCUUCGUCCAAGCUAUUAAUGCUGCUGUUUCGUGGGUGCCUAUUUUUAUAAUGUCGAGAUUUACUAAUAACAUGAUCGACAAAAUGCAAUAUGGUAUCUACUUCUUCUUUGCCAGUUUGGCGAUCUUGUCCAUUCCAUUUGUCUUCUUCUUCGUUCCGGAAACUAAGGGUAUCGCCUUGGAAGACAUGGACAAGUUAUUCGAUUCUAGCUUAAGUGCACAUGCCGCUCAUAAAUUUGUCUUGAAUAACGCUAGACUCGAAACGGAAGCGAAGUUGAGCGACAGGGAUCUUUUCAAGGUGGACACUAACAAGUCAGUGGGCAUUGAAAAGAUAGAAAAUAUUGACGACUCUAUUUUGGUGCCUAACAAGGUUUAAUCGAAAUAAUAAUCAGGAGAAAUCUUGAGAACAUACAAAAACAGAUAGCUGUAAAGUAAGUAUAGCUUAUAGUGAAGUUUGAAUCUAAUAAUAUACAAAGACUACUAC
This is a messenger RNA of Scheffersomyces stipitis CBS 6054, 2112 nucleotides long. RefSeq names its product Hgt14p (gene HGT14). NCBI's taxonomy places the organism in Eukaryota, Fungi, Ascomycota, Pichiomycetes, Serinales, Debaryomycetaceae. Gene Ontology annotation, biological process: carbohydrate transport; transmembrane transport. Gene Ontology annotation, cellular component: membrane. Bases 220 to 2004 code for a protein of 594 amino acids. The transcript has a single exon. The record is from RefSeq and is a predicted model, not a curated record. Gene Ontology annotation, molecular function: carbohydrate:proton symporter activity.